This is a messenger RNA of Drosophila elegans, 1187 nucleotides long. Its product is annotated as acyl-CoA Delta12-desaturase. The record is from RefSeq and is a predicted model, not a curated record. Gene Ontology annotation, molecular function: iron ion binding; stearoyl-CoA 9-desaturase activity. The transcript has 4 exons. Gene Ontology annotation, biological process: unsaturated fatty acid biosynthetic process. Bases 81 to 1085 code for a protein of 334 amino acids. Lineage: Eukaryota; Metazoa; Arthropoda; Insecta; Diptera; Drosophilidae. Gene Ontology annotation, cellular component: endoplasmic reticulum membrane.
GGUUUUAGUAUAGUCUAGACAGCCGCGCAAGGCGGAACCAAUUGGAUAAAGGAUCUUAAAUCGAAAUACUGGAAUCCGAAAUGGAGAAAACCAAAGUCAAGGAGCUGGAUCACGUUGGGGACUCUAUCCAUAAGAAGCGCGAUGCCGUCUGGCCGGUGGUUCUUUUCUAUAUCCAUGUAAAUAUCCUGGGUGUAUAUGGGAUAUACAUUCUACUGACUAGUGCUUCGUUGGCAACGAUUUUAUUCACCUCUCUACUCACACUCCUUGGAAUAUUGGGCGUGACGGUGGGUGUUCAUCGGCUUUGGGCCCACCAGACAUUCACCGCCUCCAAACCUCUAAAGGUUUUCCUAAUGUUUUGCCAGACGACAGCAGGCCAGGGCUCCAUCUACAGUGUGGUUCAGGCCCAUCGUCUGCACCACGCAAAAUUCCUGCAGGACGAGGAUCCCUACUACAGUAAACACAGUUUCAUGUACGCCCAGGUGAGAGGUUGCUUACUAAAGUACUCGCCCCAGCAAGAGGAACUGCUCAAGGAUGUGGACAUGUCAGACCUGGAAAGUGAUCCCAUUGUCAUGUUUCAAAAGCGAUUCUAUGUCUUGCUUUACAUCUUCCUAAAUGUGCUGCUUUCGGUUAACACCCCAUUCCAGUAUUUUGGGGACUCGUUGGCCACCUCCAUGUUCGUGGGAUUCUGGCUGCGCAGUCUGAUUGUGAUUAAUCUGGGAAACCUGGUGAAUUCAUCGCACUUUAUUUGGAGCAUCCACAAGGGCUUUAAGCCCACGGACUCGAACAGUAUAUUUCUGAUCACAAAGAGCUACUGGCCGCAGUAUCACUAUUUGUUGCCCAGGGACUAUCAGAGUGGCGAAUUCGGGGACUAUGCCUCCGGUAUUGGAUCGGCCAUGAUUCGUGUAUUUGCCGCCCUCGAUUGGGCCAAGGAUCUGAAAACCAUUGGAUCCGUGGCCGUGCGCCAGGGACUCACCAAGGCGGUGGAAACUGGUCGUCCGAUUGUCGAGUGCAUCGAGGAACAGGUGGAGUUGGAGGAAAACGCCCUGCCCGCCAACCAUUUCCUCAACCGGGAGAAGUUUAUGUGAGCAUAUUGCAUCAUCGGGUCACUAAAGAGAAGCGACAAAUGGCCGCGGCAGUCGUAAAAAUAAAUUAACCGCCACACAAAAAAGGAGGCGGGGUAGAGUAAA